Molecule: messenger RNA, 3195 nt
Organism: Raphanus sativus (radish)
Lineage: Eukaryota; Viridiplantae; Streptophyta; Magnoliopsida; Brassicales; Brassicaceae
Exons: 7
Coding region: 1-3195 (1064 amino acids)
Biological process (GO): DNA integration
Molecular function (GO): nucleic acid binding; zinc ion binding
Source: RefSeq, a predicted model, not a curated record
AUGCGAACCAAACUCCGAGCGAGGUACAUUCCAUCACAUUAUCCUAGAGAUUUACUAAAACGUUUUCGUAAGUUGUCUCAGGGAACUAAGUCCGUGGAGGAGUACUUUGAAGAGUUUGAGGCCCUAAGGAACCGAUUGGAAGUGGACGAGUCUGAGGCGUCCAUGAUGUCGCAGUUCUUGGAGGGACUGAACGAUCGGAUUGCACGGAAGGUGGAGCGCCAGCCGUAUGAGGACUUCAAUGAUCUCUUGCACUAUGCCGUCCAGGCUGAGGGCCAUAUCAAGAGAAAGAAUGCGGCCACUAGCCGGAGCAAGCCUGCGUGGUCUCAACCAGGUUCCAAAGGUACUGAAAAGAACAAAUCCAUAGAAGUGGAGAACCGGUUCAAGAAGAACCAAGCUGACACAACUAGAGCCGGUUCAUCUGACCAAGGUAAGGGUCAAGUUCAAAAUCAGAGAACCCGUGAUAUUACUGGUUUUAAGUGUCAGGGAAAGGGACAUUACGCUAGGGAUUGCCCAAACAAGCGUGUGAUGGUCCUUAAGGCCGAUGGUGAGUACGAGUCGCAGGACGAGGCCGAGUUGGACAUGGUUGAAUCUGGUGACGAGAUUGUAGACUAUGCUGACACUGGAGAGUUACUUGUGACCAGACGAUCCCUCAGUGCCCUCUUUGAUCCUGAAACCGUACAAAGAGAAAACAUCUUUCACACAAGAUGUACUGUGGAACAAAAGCUAGGUUUGGUCAAGACGCCCCAUCCUAGACCAUAUAGGCUCAAGUGGCUUAAUGAUGAGACCGAGCUUAAAAUAGCCGAGCAAGUUGUUGUGUCUUUUAGUAUUGGUAAGUACCACGACCAGGUGAAGUGUGAUGUAGUCCCCAUGCAAGCCGGCCAUAUUCUCCUAGGGAGUCCGUGGCAAUUUGACAAAGAGGCCAUCCACCAUGGCCGGACCAACAUCUACAGCUUCAACCACAACAACAAGAAGCAUAGCCUAGCACCACUCAGUCCACAAGAUGUUCAUGAUAUGCAAAAGGCAAUGGACCAGUCCAGCAAGGAAGGUUGUUUUGCAGGUUUUGAGGUCCAAGACGUACCAGCUGAGGUACAAGUCCUUAUGGACCAGUACAAGGAUGUCUUCCCUGAAGAGAUACCAGCCGGACUACCCCCCAUCCGCGGAAUAGAACAUCAGAUUGACUUUGUACCAGGCGCGCCCUUACCAAACCGAGCUGCGUACCGAGUUAAUCCCGAGGAGGCCAAGGAGUUGGAGAGGCAGGUCCAAGACCUUAUGGACAAGGGCUACAUUCGUGAGAGCCUCAGCCCAUGCUCGGUUCCGGGACUGAAGGUCGAUGAGGAGAAGAUCAAGGCGAUACAAGAUUGGCCCACCCCGACCACGAUUGGACAUGUCUGCAGUUUCCAUGGUCUGGCCAGUUUUUAUCGACGGUUUGUCAAGGAUUUCAGUACCAUUGCUGCUCCCAUGACAUCUGUGAUCAAGAAGAAUGUAUCUUUUACUUGGGGACCUGCCCAAGAAGAUUCUUUUAAUCAACUUAAAUAUAGUCUGACUCAUGCACCAGUCCUUACUCUGCCUAACUUCGACAAAACUUUUGAGAUUGAGUGUGAUGCAUCAGAUCAUGAGACCCUUAAACACUUGAGAGGCCAAACCACACUCAAGAAGAGGCAUGCUAGGUGGUUAGAAUUCGUGGAGACAUUUCCCUAUGUCAUCAAGUACAAGAAGGGAAAGGACAACGUAGUGGCCGACGCCCUCUCUAGAUGCCACACUCUCAUCACUACCAUGGAGGCUAAGAUUUUGGGUUUUGAACAUAUUAAACUUGCUUAUGCUACUGACCCUGAUUUUUCAGAACUCUAUGCUAGUACCACCAGAGGUGUUGUAGGUCCAUUCUACCAGCAUGAUGGGUUUCUAUUCAAGGAAAAAAGGCUUUGCAUUCCUCAAGGAACCAUGCGAGAUUUACUAACCCGGGAAGCACAUAGUGGCGGCAUGAUGGGUCACUUUGGCCGGACCAAGACCCUAGAUGUUCUCACUGAACACUUCUACUGGCCGAGAAUGAGACGCUAUGUCGAGAGCCUUUGCGCCAAAUGCACUUUCUGCAUAAAGACUAAGUCUCUAUCUCACCCUUAUGGUUUACAUAUGCCUUUACAUAUUCCUAACACACCAUGGGUGGACAUCUCUAUGGACUUUUCCAAUGAUGCUAGCCAAACCGCCAACUCGUUUUUCAAGGAAGUGGUACGCUUACAUGGAGUGCCAAGAACCAUUGUGUCCGACCGUGAUACCAAGUUCCUUAGCCAUUUCUGGCGGACACUGUGGAAGAAACUUGGUACUAAACUUCUUUUCUCCACCACUUGCCACCCACAAACAGAUGGCCAAACCGAGGUAGUAAACCGUACUCUCUCUCAACCGUUGAGAGCUACGGUGGGUAAGUAUUUGAGAAAUUGGUUAAGUUGCUUGCCUUUUAUUGAAUUUGCUUAUAACCAUGCCAAGCAUUCUAUUACUAACCAAUCCCCUUUUGAGGUUGUCUAUGGCUUUAACCCAGAGAUUCCGUUGGACUUCAAACCAUUGCCACCGGACAUGCAAGUUAGUCAAAGUGGUGUGGACAGGGCUGAAUUCGUCAAGAGCAUGCACCAGCAGGUUCAGAAGACACUUGAGACUAAGGCUGAUAGGAACCAGGUCAAGCUCAACAAAAAUCGCAAGGAGGUUCUUUUCAAGCCGGGUGAUUUGUCCAAGCUGGCGCCUAGGGGAGAUGGUCCUUUCCGAGUGUUGGAGAAGAUCAACGACAAUGCUUACAAGCUAGAGCUACCAGGAGAGUUCAAGGUUUCUCCAACGUUCAAUGUUGCUGAUUUAGCCCCUUAUCUUGAAGAUGAAGAAGAAGUUCUGAGGACAAAACCUACUCAAGGGGGAGGGGAUGUUGUGGUCACUCAAGCUGAGGUUCCCCAAGUGCAUAAGGGUCCGACUACAAGAUCAGGUUCAGCAAGGUUAAGGAAUGGGUUCACCAAGGCGGUUCAAGAACUGAUUGAUCAAGAUCUCAAACAGUUAUUGAUUCAAGAGAUGUCUGGUUUGAAGAUUGAAGACCCGACCGGCUCCAUAGAAGUUCAAGAUCAGCCCGGUCCGAUUCAGUUCUCUUCCAUCGUCCAUAACCGAACCGGCCUCAUCCUCUCCACAUUCAAUCUCAAUCCAUCCAACCAACCUAUUUCCGGUUAA